GUCAUUUCCGGGUAGGGGAGCCCGCGGAAGGCGGAAGUGUGUGAGUCCGCAGUGGCGAAACGCAGCUGUGGUGUCGCCAGCGUAGCCUCGGGCCCUUGCGGUUCUGGGCUCGGAAGUUCGGAGGCGGUCAUCAGAACGAGAAAGGGAGGAUGGCUAUGAGGCGGUCGCGCGGCCUGGCGGGGUCUGGUGGCUGAGUUGCCCCGCCGCCUGCUCCCGGCCCGCCGCCCGCGCCGGCCCUCAGGAUGACUGCGGCCGCCACCUCCAACUGGGGGCUGGUCACGAACGUCGUGAACAGCAUAGUGGGGGUCAGCGUGCUCACCAUGCCCUUCUGCUUCAAACAGUGUGGCAUCAUCCUGGGCGCCCUGCUCUUGGUCUUCUGCUCCUGGAUGACGCACCAGUCAUGCAUGUUCCUGGUAAAGUCUGCCAGCCUGAGCAAACGGAGGACCUAUGCUGGCCUGGCAUUCCACGCCUAUGGGAAAGCCGGGAAGAUGCUGGUAGAGACCAGCAUGAUUGGGCUGAUGCUGGGAACCUGCAUUGCUUUCUAUGUUGUGAUUGGUGACCUGGGGUCCAACUUCUUUGCCCGGCUCUUUGGGUUUCAGGUGAGUGGUACCUUCCGUGUGUUCCUGCUCUUUGGGGUGUCCCUGUGCAUUGUGCUCCCGCUCAGUCUGCAGAGGAACAUGAUGGCCUCCAUCCAGUCCUUCAGUGCCAUGGCCCUCAUCUUCUACACCGUCUUCAUGCUUGUGAUUGUGCUAUCCUCCCUCAAGCAUGGCCUCUUUGGUGGGCAGUGGCUGAAGCAGGUCAGCUAUGUGCGCUGGGAGGGCGUCUUCCGUUGCAUUCCCAUCUUCGGCAUGUCCUUCGCCUGCCAAUCCCAGGUCCUGCCUACCUAUGACAGCCUGGAUGAGCCAUCCGUGAAGGCCAUGAGUUCCAUAUUUGCCUCCUCCCUCAAUGUGGUUACUACCUUCUACGUCACGGUGGGGUUUUGUGGUUACGUCAGCUUCACUGAGGCCACAGCAGGCAAUGUAUUGAUGCACUUCCCCUCCAACCUGGUGACAGAGAUGAUCCGUGUGGGCUUCAUGAUGUCGGUGGCCGUGGGCUUCCCCAUGAUGAUCCUGCCCUGUAGGCAGGCCUUGAACACACUGCUUUUCGAGCAGCAGCAAAAAGAUGGAACCUUCGCUGCUGGAGGCUACAUGCCCCCGCUUCGGUUUAAAGCGCUGACCCUCUCGGUUGUGUUUGGAACCAUGGUUGGUGGCAUCAUUAUCCCCAAUGUGGAGACCAUCCUGGGCCUCACGGGAGCAACGAUGGGGAGCCUCAUCUGCUUCAUCUGCCCAGCUCUAAUCUACAAGAAGGCCCAAAAGAACGCUCUCUCUGCCCAGGUGGUGCUCUGGGUUGGCCUGGGUGUGCUGGUGGUCAGCACACUUACCACCCUGUCUGUGAGCGAAGAGGCCCCUGUGGACCUGGCAAAGGAGGUUCCCAGUGGCCGCCGAGGGGAGGCUGAGGGUGUGGCGAAAGCAGACGCGGCCCGACUCUCAGUCCAGGACCCUGUCGUGGAUGUGGCUGAGGAUGGCAGGGAGAAGCCGAAGCUGCUGGAAGAGAAAGAGGAGCUGGAGCUGGCCCAGAUUAAGGGCCCCGUGGACAUGCCUGGUGGGGAGGAGGUCGCCGAGAAGCAGGAGGCUGCGCAGCUUGAUCGCCCUGGUCAAGGUAUCGCUGUCCUUAUGGGUGAGGCCCACCGCCAUGAGCCUCCCAUUCCUCAUGACAAGGUGGUGGUGGACGAAGGUCAAGACCGAGAAGGACCGGAAGAGAACAAGCUGCCUUCCAGGCACACGGAUGGAGGGGCUGCCAGGGGCAAGGGGCAGAUGGUGCCACCUCCACCCAAGUCAGAGAAGGAGCUGGAGAGGGAAGAGGCUGGGAAGAGCCGUGAACAGGCCCAGCCCUUAGGGGCUGUGGGGGAUCUUCCUGAAGACCACCAGAAGGUCCCAGAGGCAAAUGGUCAGCUUGUUCUGCAGUCCAGGAAGGAGGACCCGGGACCAGGUCUUGAUCCAGGGCCCCGGGUGGCCCUCUUAGCGGAGAAGAACACCAGGGCAGCAGGGCAAGGGGAGGAGGCUGUGCGCGCUGCUGCGGGGGACACUGGAAACGUCGUGGAGAGUGACCCUGGUGGGAAGCUGCCCCUCCUGGCACAGAGACCGCCUCCUGGGGCUGGGCUGCAGCGGGGGCAGCGGGAGCAGCGGGAGCAGCGGGAUGCAGAGCGGGCAGCGGAGCAGCCAGGCGGAGACCAGGCGGGCAGCAAGCUGGAGGCUGAAAUUAAAAAGAUAGUAGCAGCAGAAGCUGGCAGGGCAGAGAUGCUGGACCAUGCCGUCCUGCUGCAGGUGAUCAAAGAGCAGCAGGUGCAGCAGAAACGCCUGCUGGACCAGCAGGAGAAGCUGCUGGCUGUGAUUGAGGAGCAGCACAAGGAGAUCCACCAGCAGCGGCAGGACGAUGAGGAGGACAAGGCCCGGCAGGGGGACAUGCAGCCAGAGCCUGGGGUGGCUGUCCCCAGAGGUCAGGAGGAGGCUCGAGACGGGCAUGCUGGGGAGAUGGUGGAGAAUCCCCCUCCGCAGCCCAUGGAACCUGUGCUGGGAGCUCCUGGGAACCAGCCUGCUGCACCCCAGGAGCUUGGCCAGCACUCCCCAGAGGAGCCCAGGCAGGCUGUGGGAAGAGACCCAGCUAGUCCUCCUGACACACAGCCCCGGGCAGCGCAGGCCAAGCUGAACAAAGACCAGAACGGUGCUGUGCCUGAGGCAGCCAGGGCUGUGAAACCACUGGCCCAGGACCUGCAGGCAGGGCCCAAGCCAGACCCCACGAGGGCACCUAGGAGCUCAGAGAAACACCUUGCUGAGGAAGUCCCCAGGGAGAUCCAGGAUGUUUUGGGCAGAGGUUCCCAAGAAAAGAAGCAAACUGGAAAGAAAGCAGCACCCCCUGGAGCCAAUGUUCAGAAUGAGGCUGGCAGGGCUACGGCAGGGGCAGGUGCAGAGGCUGGGGACGGCCUUGUGAAAUCCAGGCAAUCAGACCUAGUACCCUCUGUGGGCCCAUCUGGCAGGCCGGCAGUCGUGGCUCCUCAGCCCCAGGCUGGAUUGGGUCAGCAGGGGCCCCGGGCCAUUGCCGAUGGGGGCCAGGGUAGUCACCUAGAAGCAAAACAGGAGUUCCCUGGAGGGAACCAUGCACCCACUCCUCAGAAGCAGCCUAGAGCUGGAGAGGAGGCUGCUAUCCAAGAGCCCAGGCAGAGGUCAGACUCUGAGCCUGGGCCCAGACUCUCAGUACCUGAGGCUCAGAAGCCAGACAACGCCAAGCCCAACCGAGAUCUGAAACUGCAAGCUGGCUCUGACCUUCGGAGGCGGCGACGGGAUCUUGCCCCUCACCCAGAGGGUGAGCCAUCCCCAAAGGAUGGGGUCAUCAUCAGCUUUAACCCCCUCCCAGACAUCCCAGCCAAUGACCUGCGCAGUGCUCUGGACACCCAGCUCCGCCAGGCCGCUGGAAAUGCGUUGCAGGUAGUCCACAGCCGGCAAAUCAAGCAGCUGCCCAGCGCUCCCAAGGAGGCCUGAGCACCGGCUCACAGCGACGGCCCAGCGAGGGCCACUGUCCUGUGAGUAGCUGGCCUCCUUGGCCUCGUCCUGGCUGAAAAUGGAGCUCAUGCUCACUGAUCCUCAGGGAUGUGUGUCUGAGACCCUCACCAAGUGCCGUGGCAUCAAAAAGGCCUCACGGUCUAUACUGUUUGCUGCUGAACUGUCACCACGUACUGUGAGGGCCACUUGUCUCUGCACCCCCUGAACCCACGCGACCCACAAGUGGCUCUCAGUGGAGUGGCACAGGGGCCCGACUCAUAUCUGAGGAGAGUUGGGUCACUGCCUGCAGUGUGCCUUUGACAUCGCCAGGGCUGGGCCACCUUGGGGCUCUGUGAGAACCUCCAUCCCCUGGAAUAGUCCUGAUGCUGCCAGUGUCCCAAGGAGCAAAGGGGGAUGCCCCACAGCCCUCCUCCAGGCCUUGGCAUCUGAGAGGCACAGACCUCUUGGCUGUGCAGGCUUCCAUGGCCUACACAUGCUCUGAGGUCUGCUCUUUGAAAUCAGAUUAUUAAGAUAACAAAAUAAAUAAAAAACCUUGAUACCUGGUGAGUCAA
Messenger RNA from Chinchilla lanigera (long-tailed chinchilla), 4147 nucleotides. RefSeq names its product solute carrier family 38, member 10 (gene Slc38a10). Gene Ontology annotation, molecular function: amino acid transmembrane transporter activity. The record is from RefSeq and is a predicted model, not a curated record. The transcript is spliced from 17 exons. Lineage: Eukaryota; Metazoa; Chordata; Mammalia; Rodentia; Chinchillidae. Gene Ontology annotation, biological process: amino acid transmembrane transport. Bases 243 to 3575 code for a protein of 1110 amino acids.